This is a messenger RNA of Hemiscyllium ocellatum (epaulette shark), 4687 nucleotides long. It is a transcript of the gene senp5, whose product is annotated as SUMO specific peptidase 5. The coding region runs from base 1 to 2409 and encodes 802 amino acids. The transcript is spliced from 10 exons. Gene Ontology annotation, biological process: protein desumoylation. Gene Ontology annotation, cellular component: nucleus. Gene Ontology annotation, molecular function: deSUMOylase activity. The record is from RefSeq and is a predicted model, not a curated record. Lineage: Eukaryota; Metazoa; Chordata; Chondrichthyes; Orectolobiformes; Hemiscylliidae.
AUGAAUGGCGCGCCGAGGGGGCGGGGCGUGGACACGUGCGCGCGCGCCGGGGGCCGAGGGGCUGCAGGGCGGUGGGGCACAUGGCGGCGGCCCCGGGGCACCGCCGGCGGAGGAGGCAGCAGCGCUAGCAGCUGUAUUCAGCAAAACUGUCAGACUAUGAAGGAGCUCAGCAAUGGCAAAUGCAGUAAAAGAUUCUUAAGGGCAACCUUUAGAGAGCAACUGAGAUCCCAUCACAGCAAAUGGAAACAUUUCGAUGGCUCGUUGUGCUCCCAAAGACAGUUUUAUUAUCAACAGAAGCAGCGUCUGUGGCUGUCAAUCAGGAAAAAACGGGCCAAGUCUGCACUAAGGAAGGCCCUUUUGGAUUGUCAACAGUGCAGAUCUGUGAAAGACACCAAAUGUUUGAAGGCAACAUGGAAAAAAACUACGUUGUUGACCUCAAGAGUCAAUGACACCCCAACCGAGGGAGCAUGUACACCAACCUUGGUACCCCAAGCAGAAAGAGAGUGUAAGGGACGUGAAGUCAGUGAAGUUCGGAACAGCAGUGCUGUUGCCUCAGAUACUGACUGUAAAUCAACCAUUUUAUAUUGUAAAGCAAUCUCAAGAAAACUAACUGCAACUUCAAAUGUUACUUGUCUCAAAUCUCUACGGAAGAAGAAAAGUGGACUUCACGACAAGAUUAUAAAUCAAAAACUAUUAAAUGGUUUUAAAAGAAUAGACUUCCAAGGGAGCAAAGAUUCUGUGUUCAACAGUUUACCUCGCAAGACAAAGCGUCAAUUGAAAGGUCACAAAAUCUGUCUGCUAUACAGAAAACCUUCUCUCUUUAGCUUCCGUUAUAGAAUAUUAAAUAAUCAAAAUAGGUGGAAAAAAUCUACCUGUCAAAAGCAAGAGAGGCUAAACUUGGUGCAGACUUCAAAUCCGAAGAAGACUGGCCAAUGUAUGAAUAAAAUGGCAUGUGAUACGUCUUCUCUGUCUCCUCCCAUAGACAAAGAUUCUAGCCAAAAUUUGGAGUUUGCAUCAGAUCAGAAUAACAGUAUAUCAGAGACAAUGAAGCAAGACAAGAAUUCUUGCCUGAUUAGUUGCUGUGAAGUUUCAGUUACACCUCGUGAUGAAAGGAUGGACAUUUCGCAAAUGCAGGAGACUGCAUCUCAUUUUGUUCAAUCUAGUGAAAAACUUAUUGAAAGUAAUAAUCAAGCAGUUGAUGAAAACUCAGAAACAAUGUUCCCUCCCUCAAGCCCUCUUGAAUCUGAUGCAUCUUGUGCCAGUCAGCUUGUGGGUGCAGAUAAAUGGCCUAAAAUUGAUGGGGCACCCCAGACGUUUAUUGUCUCUCAGGGGAGACUUAAGAACAAAACCCCAGUCUGUGACGGGGAGAUGCAGGUCAUCAAUGUAGUAAUGGAUUCAAGUCCUGUAUCAUACAGAUGUACAAACACUUCUCUAAAUGAAACUGGCCAGUCAGUUUGUUUGCAGAGUGGUGAGCCAUGUCCUGUGCUUCAGCCACAGCUAUUAGAUCACAUUUAUUAUAGAUCCACUAAGGAGCACGAAUCGGUGAGGACUGAACCAUUACCGAGAAGUGAAGCUGAAAAGGGAAAGGAGAAUGAAUCUCAGACCUCCUCUAUUGCCAGCGAACAGUUAAUAUCCUGUAUUCAUGCUUUCCUGGAUGAAUUUUUGACAAAGUAUGGGAGUCUUAUCCCACUUACUGAAAAUGAUGUUCUGAUGAAUCUAGAGCAGAUCUUCCAUCAGGAUUUCCAUGACAGGAAAACCUUUAUCCGGAUGGAAAUACGGAAGUAUCAGAAAGCGCAGGUGAACAAGCCAGAACCCAGUUUCCAAGUAGUUUACAACAAACACGUUUUGACUUUGGAUGACCUGGCUACACUAUAUGGAGAGAACUGGCUAAACGAUCAGGUAAUAAACAUGUAUGGAGAACUGAUUGUGGAUGCAGUACCAGAUAAGGUUCACUUCUUCAAUAGCUUCUUUUACAAGCAGCUUCAAACUAAAGGAUACAAUGGAGUGAAGAGAUGGACAAAAAAGGUGGAUUUAUUCAGUAAAGCCCUACUACUAAUCCCUAUUCAUUUGGAAAUCCAUUGGUCAUUGCUAACAGUUGAUCUUCCAAAUAGGAAAAUUUGCCUUUAUGAUUCUCAAGGCAUCCAUUUUAAUUCCUGUGUUCAGAACAUUCUGAAAUAUUUGAAGACAGAAGCUGGUGAGAGGAAUCGUCCUGCAUUCCUGGAAGGAUGGAAAGCAUUUGCCACGACGUGUAUUCCUCAACAGAAAAAUGAUAGUGACUGUGGUGUGUUCGUUCUUCAGUACUGCAAGUGCCUGGCUCUUGGAAGACCAUUUCAGUUUUCUCAGAAAGACAUGCCUGAAGUAAGAAAGCUGAUCUACAGAGAACUAUGUGAGUGCAAACUGAUGGAGUGAGCUGCCAGGUGAUUAAGACUCCUCCCAGGAAAUUUCAUUCCAGGAAAUUGGUCUGCCAGUUCUGUUACAUGAUGUACAGAAAGCAGGGAGGAAGUACUGAAGAAACAGUUGCGGUGUUUACCUCUUUCCAGGUGCAUGCAUGGCCUGAGCACAUUCAGACUUAAUAAAAGCACAACUUUGCUCGAAUGGCCUGUUGCUGACAAAUUGCAUGUAGCAGUAGAGUAAAAAUUUAGACUUCCUUUUUGUCUGCAUAUUUUGAGAACCUCUAAAGUAAAGGAAGUGGUUAAAUUUACAUUAAGGGGGAAACUGAAGUCUUAGUGUAGAAAUUGUUCCAGGUAUUAUUAAGUGAGAAUCCCCUCUUUGUAUCCAUUGGGGAGAUUUUCACUUUUCCCACAGAUAUUUAAUGACCAUGAGGUCAUUGUGUUAAGCUGCAGCAUGUUUAAAAAUGAAGAUGUUUUCAUUAACAAGAAAACAGGAACUCUGGGAACAGGACUGUGAAUGCCAGAGGCAAUGAUCACAGUUGGACAUCAAUGCUAAAAUUUAACCUGUUUAACCCAAAGCAUAUUUUUUAAAUUAUUUCUGAAGUUUUCUCUCUCUCAUGUUUGAUGGGCUGUGCUUCUCCAGUUUAUUAGUAAAACAAUGGAAUGGAUUUUCUGGAGUAACAUAGUUAUAAUUUGAUCUUUAACUUGGUGCAUGUUUUUGCCUUGCAUUUUACUGAUGAAAAGCCUUUUCCCUUACUGUUUAAACAAAGUAUUAUUAUUUUGUAGUUUAUUUCAGCUAUAUCAUCUCUGGAAAAUGAAAAACGAACUAGGCUCCGUGCAGAAUUUAUUUCAUUUUAAACAUCAAAUAUUGAGGCAUAUUGAGAUAUUGCAAACUUGGGUAAUGCCAACCUUUCGCUUUUAGUUUGACUGUGAACAUUGCUAGCUAGAUUGGCAUUUGUUGUCCAUCCCAAAAUUGGCCUGAAAUGGUGGAUCUCCUGAACUAUUUGUGAUUUGUGUUGGGAUGAGACUGCAGUCACAUUAUAUAUAUAAAAUUAGGCAAGGACCCACAGGUUCAUUACUGGGCUUUUUAAUGUCUUCAAUCCAACACCUUCAUACUCAUUUUACUGCUAUCUUUUUUAAAAACAAAAUUUGCAAACAGCAAUGGAGGAAUUUAAGCUUGUGCUCAGAAUAAAUAAUACUACCAUUACACUACUGUACUUUUAUAGUUCCACUUUAUUUAAUAUUUUUCACAGUGGUCAAAUCAUGUGACUUUUAACCUAGAAAACUAGUGUCUGACCAAUGUUAACUUUUAAUUUGCCUUUCUAAAACUAAACGAUGGAAACUAAAACUAAGUGCAGAAAUUUUUAAAUAAAUGCGUAUUUGAGAGUGAGAAUGUUUCUAGAUGUGCUCAGUUUUGAAAUAUUGGGGAAAAUGUAGACAGCUAGCCUCACACUGCUCUGCAACAAUACUGCAAAUAGAUUUCAGAUUUUAUGUUUGAUUUUCUUUCUCUCCCAUAGUUAAAUCUUGUAAAAUUUUGCUCUUUGCCAUCUGAACCCAGAGUAAACCUAGAAUCUAUAUAUUCAAUGUUUUGGUAAAAUAUGUAUUCCAUUGCAACAGUAAAUUGUCCCAAUUACUUGAAAUGAAAUCUGUAAUUGAAAAAUCAUUAAAACUUCCUUCUAUAAUAGUCCAGUGCUUUUAGCUAAGUAUUUAAAUCAGAAACUGAUCUUUAUCUUAACUGCUGGGUACUUGCAGAUGGAAGUUCUGGUUAUGAUUCUGAAAAUAAACUGCCUUAUCUGGUACUGUGGUUUCACACUCCUUGACACAACUUUAACUUAGAAUGUUCAAACCCUCAUUGGCACCAAGUAGUUGCGCUCAGCCUGCAUUAUGGUGUUGAACAAUGUACCAUAGGUCCAGUACCCUUUAGGAGGGUGCAAUGAUGAAAUUAAAUAUUAAUAGCAGCUAUUUUGUACUGAGAUAGAACUAUCUUAGUACAAUAUAUUGUGCUGUGUCCUGAAUCCCACCAAGUCUUUUACAGAUUAGGAGAUGAAAGAUGUGUUAAAUUAUAAACAUUAGUGCAAUAAUAGAAGCUGUAAGUAGGAGACUUUUUUUAAUUGCUGCAAGGAGAGCUGUUGUAAUUAGUUCUGUGUUAUGAAGAUUGGAUAAUAAAGUAUUUGAGGAUGAUUUGACCCUUUCUUACUGGCUUCUUUGUCCUCCCUAUAAUGUUUUCUUUUCCUUUUGGUGUGCAGUGUGAUGCUCCUUUUGGGAGAUGUUUUUGCCAAUUAAUUGCACUGUAUAUA